UCACCCUGUUAUUCCUAGAGCACUUAUAAACGGCGGUUUCCAAACUGAACCUCUCAGACAGAAGCUGCAGAGAGGAAAGAGAGGACACCUAGUUUGCAGUGCUGCUUUCCACUUCCAGUCGCGUAGUAACUGUUUCCAUGGCAACCGCCCCGUCAACAGUGCUAAGCAACCUCAGGAGCAAUAGAAGGGUAUUUCAUUUUCUUCCCAAGAGGGCUGCUAAGACGAGGUCAAGGAGGAAUUAUGUGAAAGAGAAACGUUAGUUUCUUGAGAAAACAAGAGAGUAGGAAAGGAAGGGAGCAGUGAGAAAACGGACGAGAUACUGGAGUAGUGAGAAAACAGCUGAGUAGUUUUAAGGAGUCAUUUGAUGGCCAUGGAUCCAACGUGCUCUUCUGAGAGCAUUUAUAACCUCAUACCCAGUGACUGGAAGGAGCCUCCCCAGCCUCCUAGGUACAUAUCCAUUUUUAAGACAGCUGUAAAAGGCGACAUGCAAAAAUUUAAGACUGCAAUGAAAACUAUGGGGCCAGCAAAAGUUGAAGUACCUUCUCCGAAGGAUUUCCUGAAGAAACAUUCAAAGGAAAAAACUCUACCACCCAAAGAAAAGUUUGACCGGAAUGAGCCCAAGAAGCCUCCUGUGCCACUGAGGACUGAUCAUCCAGUCAUGGGAAUACAGAGUGGAAAAAAUUUCAUAAAUACCAAUGCGGCUGAUGUCAUCAUGGGAGUGGCGAAAAAGCCUAAACCAAUUUAUGUUGACAAAAGAACUGGCGACAAACAUGAUCUUGAAACAUCAGGACUAGUUCCAAAGUACAUCAACAAAAAGGAUUAUGGUGUCACACCUGAAUAUAUAUGUAAGCGAAAUGAGGAAGUAAAGAAAGCCCAAGAAGAAUAUGAUAACUAUAUCCAGGAAAACCUCAGGAAAGCAGCUAUGAAAAGGCUCUCUGAUGAAGAAAGAGAGGCAGUUCUGCAGGGGCUGAAAAAGAACUGGGAAGAGGUACAUAAAGAGUUUCAGUCUCUCUCUGUCUUCAUUGACUCGAUACCAAAGAAGAUUCGCAAGCAGAAGCUGGAACAAGAAAUGAAGCAACUGGAACAUGACAUUGGUGUCUUUGAAAAGCACAAAAUUAUUUAUAUUGCCAAUAAGAAAUAGAUUUUUAAAGUAUAGUAAUUUUAAAAUCGGGAAAAAAAACAGGGAAAACAUAAAAUGAAACUUUUUUAAAGAGGAAAAUACUGUGAAGAGAAUAAAAAUAGUCUUUAACGAAAUGUGUAGGCAAUUCUUAAAGAAUUAUAUGAGAAAAUUCUGUUUUUACCAGCAUCAGGUUUUUCACAUAUAAACUGAUUAAAGUUUGAUGUUAUAUGUUUCAUAUGCAUUAUAGAAUAAAAUCAUUAUUAUUGUUACAUAGUUUUUUCACAUAAACAUUAAUCUCUGGGCCCUAAAAAAUAAAGUCAGCACUCCAAACUUCAUGUAUUUUUUCUCAUACUGCAUGAUGCAAGGAACAUAAUAUUAAAAACUAUGAAGUAUUUUUUGAACUGGAAAUAGAGGGGUCUGCUUUCUUACUAUAGUGUUUUCCGUAUAUUGUUUCAGAACCUCACACAUUUAACAGCAUAUGUUCUCUACUAGCAUGUGUCAUUUACAGCCAUUCCCAAGCAGAAAUAUUUCCAAUAUCUGUAAUACUAUAUAUACUGAAAAGAUAUAUUUGGAGGAAGAAAAACUAAGAAGAUAACAUGCAAUCAAGAAGAUAACUUUAAAAAUGCAUCAUCGAGGAUGAUUAAAGAGAGAAGCCUUCUUCCAACAUACCAACUCUACUAGUCUUAAAUGUUUUAUUCCAUAAUUCACUAUAUGUAUUUCCCUAAAAUGGGAUGUGACUGUUUCUUUUUGGUCCUAUUUAUCCAUUUUGUGAAUUCUAAAGUUUCCGUAUGUAAGAUUGCAUACUUUAUUAAGCAACAAGUUUAUGUAAGAAGUAGAGCUGUCUUCAUUCAACUCAACUCAGUCUAUAAAUAUGUAAGAAGGGAGAGAUUCUUAUAUGCAAUUUUAGAGAAGUUCAGUAAAAUACAUGAAAUACAAAAUAUCAAAGCAAUAAUAACUUAUACUACUUAUUUUUUUUAAUCCUAUGGACAACACAGGAAAAUAUGACAAUUCUUUUUAGCUUUUUCAUAUACACAGAGUUGGGAGCAUUGUGGAAAAGCUUACUGUAGUUAAUUAAAGAAAAAUGCUUAUGCACAGAUAUUUUUGAAAACUCACUUUAAACUUUUUCACAUCUCUUUAUGAGCAUCAUUUCUUUAUUCCAGUAUUACCUUAGAACAGAUACAAAAUUAAGGAUAGUACAUGAUAAAUUCUCAUUUAUCCAGAGUGGUUGGUUGCCACUUAGGGUAGGCAAAAGUGGUAGCAAUAAACCCCAAAAUGUAUAAUUAAACAUAUUAGAAUCUCAUUUAUUAUGCACAUAACAGUACUGUGCUGUGAAGAAAUUAGCAGGAACACUUUUCCACACAGUUGUUCAGGGCGCCAGACUUACGGAGUGGAUAGCUCCUUUCUUUGCAGAUUUGGGGAAUGCCCUGCAUAGGCCAAGCCUACAAAAGGUGCACAUGAUUUCUGCUUGCAUUUUCUAAGGCAGCAACCCUAGUUCCUUUAACAAACUAUCUCCAAUCUUAGUUGCCUGAUAAAGAUAAAUUUCUUAUUUAUGUUACUGUCCAAUGUGAAUGAGGGUGAGGGUGUACUCUGUUCCAUGCAGUCACUCAAGGAAUCAGUCCCUUUUGCCUAGUGGCUCUGCUGUUACAGCCAGCCUCUCUGCCACGGUUAAGGGUAAGAAGAUGUUUAGGUUAAUAUUUAAUUUGUGAAAUAAUUCCUGUACAUACUGAUUUUUAAAUAAUUCAAAAUCAGCAAUGCAAAAACAUUCUAAUUAUAUGGCCUAUAGUGGUUAUAUUUUGGAGCCAUGAGAGUUGCCUCAAAUGUCAAAAUGAUAAUUUUGUUGUUUUAAUGGAUUAUUUUUCCUCUUGCUUUCUGCAAAUUCAGACUUGUUCUCCAUAGCCCACAGUGUUGUGUAAUAAAUCAAUUCAUUGCCUUUCUCACUCACAGACUUCCUAGGGAAAUUUUCCCAUCCAUUGUACCUAGGAUGAUAACCCUACCAUGGAAUCCCAACCUUGAAAAGUUCCAUUGCAACCUCCCU
Manis pentadactyla (Chinese pangolin) is the source of this 3155-nucleotide messenger RNA. It is a transcript of the gene ENKUR, whose product is annotated as enkurin, TRPC channel interacting protein. Lineage: Eukaryota; Metazoa; Chordata; Mammalia; Pholidota; Manidae. The record is from RefSeq and is a predicted model, not a curated record. The transcript is spliced from 5 exons. Gene Ontology annotation, cellular component: acrosomal vesicle. The coding region runs from base 365 to 1141 and encodes 258 amino acids. Gene Ontology annotation, molecular function: calmodulin binding.